Messenger RNA from Chelmon rostratus (copperband butterflyfish), 4962 nucleotides. RefSeq names its product E3 ubiquitin-protein ligase HECW1. NCBI's taxonomy places the organism in Eukaryota, Metazoa, Chordata, Actinopteri, Chaetodontiformes, Chaetodontidae. The record is from RefSeq and is a predicted model, not a curated record. The transcript is spliced from 29 exons. Gene Ontology annotation, molecular function: ubiquitin-protein transferase activity; protein binding. Gene Ontology annotation, biological process: regulation of dendrite morphogenesis. Bases 1 to 4962 code for a protein of 1653 amino acids.
AUGCUGAUGCAGCUCUGUAGUAUCAAGAACUUGUACCAGAAUCGGUUCUUGGGCCUGGCGGCCAUGGCAUCCCCGACCCGCAGCAGCCAGACCCGGCAGCGCUGUAAGGAUGCGGUUCGUCACAGCUACAGCCCAGACACCUACGCCGUCAAUGGUCUGAACCAGGAGGCCUUCAUGCUGGGGCUGUCACGGUCCACCAGCGACACCGAUCUGGUCUCCCCAGACGCGCGCUCCACCCUCACCAUCAGCUCCUCCCACUACACCAUAGGCCAGUCUGAAGAUCUGGUGAUCACAUGGGACAUCAAGGAGGAAGUGGAUGCUGGAGACUGGAUCGGAAUGUAUCUUGUUGAUGAGGCUUUGUCUGAGAACUUUCUGGACUACAAGAACCGCGGCAUCAACGGCUCUCACAAAGGGCAGAUUGUUUGGAAAAUAGACUCCAGCUCCCACUUCAGUGACUCUGAGACCCAGGUCUGCUUCAGGUACUAUCACGGUGUCACCGGAGCCCUGAGGGCAACCACACCCAGUGUGACCAUCAAGAAUGUCCCAGCAACUGUACUAAAGCCAGUGGUCAGUCCUGAAGUCAACCAUGGACUGGGCAACAGGAGACUCAUUAACUUUUCCCUGUCAGACCUCCAGGCAGUUGGUUUGAAAAAGGGGAUGUUCUUCAAUCCCGACCCCUACCUGAAGCUCUCCAUCCAGCCUGGAAAGCACAGCAUCUUCCCCUCGCUGCCACACCACGGCCAGGAGAAACGCUCCGGAGUGGUCUGCAACACAGUCAACCCACAAUGGAGCACAGAGAGAUUUAACUUUGUGUCUCUGCCCACUGACGUCCUGGAGAUCGAGGUGAAGGAUAAGUUUGCCAAGAGUCGGCCAAUCAUCAAGCGCUUCCUGGGGAAGCUCUCUGUCCCAGUCCAGAGGCUGCUGGAAAAACACGCCAUUGGGGAUCGAGUAGUGAGCUAUUCACUGGGUCGCAGGUUGCCAACAGAUCAUGUCUGCGGCCAGCUGCAGUUCCGCUUUGAGCUGACCUCUUCUAUUCACCCAGAUGAUGAGGAGAUCUCUCUGGUCAUAGAGGCAGCCUGUCCUGAGGGGGAAAAUGCAGCAAAUGAAAACCAUGCUGCCCACGCCCCUGAAGAUGACACGCUAAGUGUGGGACCAGACAUGCCUGACCUCCCCCUGGAUGCUCCUCCUGACCCUGAGACCUCCGCGCCACCGGCCCCCAGGGCAGAAGCCUCCACACCUGAAGAGGUCCAACCUGCUCUACCUGAGGCAACACCAGAGACGGAGCAAGGAAAUGUGGAGGAGGAGAGCACGGUGAGGGAGGAGCCACUGUCUACAGAGCCGCAGGAGGAGGGGGCCUUGGCCGAACAGCAGGAGGAGAACAGUGGACCGGGGGUGGAGGAGGGAGAAAGAGAGGAGAGGCAGCAGGUGGAUGAAGAGGAGGAGCAGAGGGCAGAGUCUGUAACACAAGCUGAAGAGGAGGUGACAGAAGUAGAAAAGGAGUUUGAAGAGGAAACACAGCCAAAGCCAGACACUGACAGUCCUGUAGCAGUAACAACAGACACUACUGUGGAGGCCCCCACAGAGGGAAACAUCACAUCCCAGGGGCCCCCUGUAGAAACAACAGAGGGAGCCCCACUGGAGGUGACAGAGGGAGGAGAAAGAAGCUGCAUCCCCUGCACCUGCCAGUCCCUCUUCUCAAACUACUCCCAUGCUCCCUCCCGGCGCAAGAACCGCCCUUGUUCCCUUCCGGUGUCAGAGCUGGAGACGGUGAUCGCGUCGGCCUGCGGUGAGCCGGAGACGCCGCGAUCCCACUACAUCCGGAUUCACCACCUCCUCCACAGUCUCCCGUCAGCCCAAAACAGAGCUCCCAGCCAGGAGGAGGAGGACACUGGGGAGGGAGAUAAUAUAACUAUCACUCAAGAUACCACCUCCACAUCACCAACACUUAAAACCUCCAAGGCGGAGGAGGGGCAGGAGGAUGAGGAAGAGGAGGAUACAACCCAGUCUCCCUCUCAGGUCCCCGAGUGUCCAGGCCCCUGCUGCCGUCGCUCCCUACCCCGCAGCCUCUCCAUUGAACGCCUCUCUGAGCUGAACCAGCUCCUGGAAGGUGAUGGAGUAGGACAUGCAGCAAUCAGACGGAUCUCCCCCUCCUGCCUGGAGAGCGAGGAGGGGGAUUCCAGUAAUGGAGGAGGAAGAAGAGUUGGUGGGAGCACCCACAGACCUCCAGGUGAGAACGAGUGUGAGUUUUGCGACACCUCCUGCUACAGCACCUCCUGCUACAGCACUUCCUGUUACAGCACGUCGUGCUACAGCAACUCAGGCUACGAGGGGCGGAACCGCUUCUGUAGCCACACCCGCCUCUCCUCGGUGGACAGCAACAGACUCUCCGGCAGCACCGUGUUCUCCUCCCAGGAUGAAGAUGAAGAUGAGGAGAGCGCCUUUGAGUCGGUGCCCGAUGCCAGCCACUCGCCAGAGGGCCAGGAGGUGGGCGGGGCAGGAGGAGAGAGGAGGACUGGAAGGUGGAGGGAGGCCAGGAGAGGAGAGCAGGGGGAGCCAGCUGUGGCGGGGCCCAGCGAUAGGAGCAACUUCGGCUCAGGCUUCUCCCCUCCUGUUGGCCAUCUUCCAGUCCUGCGACCCAGCCAUGACCUAAACCAUUUUCCUGCUGCCACUGACCAAGCCUUACCUCCAAAUUGGGAAGCUCGUAUCGACAGCCACGGCAGAGUUUUCUACGUGGACCAUGUCAACCGGACAACAACCUGGCAGAGGCCGAGCCACAGCGGCAAGUGUAACCACGGCAUCCCCCGCUCAGGGUCCACCCAGCAGAUGGAGCAGCUCAACAGGAGGUACCAGAACAUCCAGAGGACCAUGGCCACCGAGGAGGAUGGUGGGACUCAGAGGUUAGAGCGGAGCGGCAGUACGGAGACUGAUUCAGACGCUCCUCCGUCAGGCCCCGCCUCCCCUGUCAAUCACCAGAAGAUCAGCUAUCUCCUCCAGUCACCUGCUGUCAAGUUCAUCACACACCCAGAAUUCUUCACUGUGUUGCACAGUAACUAUGCAGCCUACCGGAUGUUCACCGGCAGCAGCUGUGUUAAACACAUGAUCCUGAAGGUGCGUCGCGAUGCCAGGAACUUUGAGCGCUACCAGCAUAACCGGGACCUGGUGGUUUUCCUCAACAAGUUUGCAGACACUCAGCUGGAGCUGCCACGAGGCUGGGAAAUCAAGACCGACCCCCAGGGCAAGUCUUUCUUCGUGGACCACAAUAGUCGAGCCACAACCUUCAUUGACCCUCGCAUCCCUCUGCAGAAUGGCCGGCUGCCCGGCCACCUCGCCCACCGCCAACAUCUGCAGAGACUACGCAGCUACAGCGCCGGCGAGGCUUCUGAUGUGUCCAGGAGUCGUGGAGCUUCUCUGAUGGCCAGGCCCGGAAACAGCCUGGUAGCCGCCAUACGAAGCCAGCAUCACGCUGACCCACAACAACUGACUGCUCCAUCUUACAAUGACAAGAUAGUGGCGUUCCUUCGACAGCCGAACAUAUUUGACAUGUUGCAGGAGCGACAGCCCAGCCUGAGCAGAAACCACGCGCUGAGGGAGAAAAUCCACUACAUUCGAACAGAAGGUACUCAGGGGGUGGAGAAGCUGUCAUGUGAUGCAGACCUCGUCAUCCUGUUAAGUUUAUAUGAAGAGGAAAUCAUGUCUUAUGUUCCGCCUCACCCCAUCCACCCCGGCUUCAGCUUCUCUCCUCGCUGCUCACCCGCCUCCUCACCACAGAACUCUCCUGGCCUGCAGAGGGCCAGGGCUCCAGCUCCUUACCGUAGAGACUUUGAAGCCAAACUAAGAAACUUCUACAGGAAAUUAGAAGCAAAGGGCUACGGCCAGGGACCGGGCAAGAUCAAGUUGCUGAUCAGGAGAGAACACUUGCUGGAGGGAACCUUUAACCAGGUGAUGGCGUACUCCCGCAAAGAGCUGCAGAGGAACAAACUCUAUGUCACCUUCCUGGGAGAGGAGGGAUUGGACUACAGUGGUCCAUCCAGAGAGUUCUUCUUCCUCUUGUCUCAGGAGUUGUUCAAUCCGUACUAUGGUCUGUUUGAAUACUCCGCUAACGACACGUACACCGUUCAAAUCAGCCCCAUGUCGGCGUUUGUUGAGAACCAUCUGGAAUGGUUCCGUUUCAGCGGUCGUAUCCUGGGCCUGGCUCUGAUCCAUCAGUACCUGCUCGAUGCUUUCUUCACCAGACCUUUCUACAAGGCGCUGCUCCGACAGCCGACAGACCUGUCUGAUCUGGAGUAUCUGGACGAGGAGUUCCACCAGUCUCUGCAGUGGAUGAAAGACAACGACAUCACGGACAUCCUUGACCUCACCUUCACCGUCAAUGAGGAGGUGUUUGGCCAGGUGACGGAGCGGGAGCUGAAGUCGGGUGGCUCCCACCUCCAGGUGACUGAGAAGAACAAGAAGGAUUACAUAGAGCGCAUGGCUAAGUGGAGGGUGGAGAGAGGAGUGGUGCAGCAGACAGAGGCGCUGGUCAGAGGCUUCUACGAGGUGGUAGACUCCAGGUUGGUGUCUGUGUUCGAUGCACGAGAGCUGGAGCUGGUUAUCGCCGGUACAGUAGAGAUCGACCUCAGUGACUGGAGGAGCAACACGGAGUACAGAGGAGGUUACCACGAUGGUCACAUAGUGAUGCGGUGGUUCUGGGCCGCUGUGGAGCGCUUCAACAACGAGCAGCGUCUCCGCCUGCUGCAGUUUGUCACCGGGACGUCCAGCGUUCCCUACGAGGGCUUCGCCGCGCUGCGAGGAUCCAACGGCCUCCGACGCUUCUGCAUCGAGAAGUGGGGCAAAGUCACAUCACUACCCAGGGCUCAUACCUGUUUUAACCGUUUGGACCUGCCUCCAUACCCUUCAUACACCAUGCUGUAUGAGAAAUUGCUGAUUGCAGUGGAGGAAACCAGCACAUUUGGCCUGGAGUGA